AUGCCCAACGUACAGGGUUUCAGCGCAGCGCGAGCGCGCUCGUAUGUCUUCCGGGUGCCGCUGUUCACUCGCGCCAUGGUCGUCAUCAUGGUGGCUUUCUGGCUCGCGAGCCUGCAGAGCGUAUGGGAUUUGCAGCAAUGGGGCUCCCUGAUACCGAAUGAGAUCAACAUAAAGACAAUGUAUCGAGUAAACACGUUCCCGCUCAUCCACCGAAACUUCAUCCACGCCAUCCUCAACAUCCUGGCCUUGACGCCCUUGCUCGAAAGAUUCGAAACUGAAUUUGGCACCUUGACCUCGCUAGCCCUAUUCUUUGGUCCUCUGACCACAAUACCGGCGAUUGCCUACGUGCUAUUCGAGCGAUUGGUGACAGGCGGGAACACUGCUGUGAUGGGAGCUAGUCUCUGGGUGUUUCUUUUGUUGGGCAUGGAGGCCGUCCGAACCUACAAGAACAACCCGUACCUUGUUGUUGGCACACACCACGUCCCAACUUGGAUCACGCCGUUGGUCAUGGUUUUCGUCGUUGAGGCUCUAAUUCCCAACACAAGUUUCAUGGGCCACCUCUGUGGCGUGGUUACUGGAUAUCUCUUCGGACUCGGAUACCUGAAGUUCCUCUCUCCACCCGAGAAAGUACUGCGCUGGCUCGAAGGCCGGUUGAACCUCCUGGGCCGGCUACCACACUACGUCAGUGUUGACCAGAAGACAUAUGGCAGGUUUGGGGUAUUGCCAUCGAGCAACUCGGGCAGCGGGACCACGCCAGUAGGGUUGAUGGGCAGCACGCAACGACUGGGCCCUUAG
Molecule: messenger RNA, 795 nt
Organism: Anthostomella pinea
Lineage: Eukaryota; Fungi; Ascomycota; Sordariomycetes; Xylariales; Xylariaceae
Source: the annotation of a GenBank genome assembly